Messenger RNA from Puntigrus tetrazona (Sumatra barb), 3628 nucleotides. RefSeq names its product v-rel avian reticuloendotheliosis viral oncogene homolog B (gene relb). The coding region runs from base 641 to 2176 and encodes 511 amino acids. Gene Ontology annotation, cellular component: cytoplasm. Gene Ontology annotation, molecular function: RNA polymerase II cis-regulatory region sequence-specific DNA binding; DNA-binding transcription factor activity, RNA polymerase II-specific. Gene Ontology annotation, biological process: innate immune response; inflammatory response; non-canonical NF-kappaB signal transduction. The transcript is spliced from 11 exons. Lineage: Eukaryota; Metazoa; Chordata; Actinopteri; Cypriniformes; Cyprinidae. The record is from RefSeq and is a predicted model, not a curated record.
AAGCUCACCUGUUGUUAGCCGUUGUCUUGGUGAUGAGUCUCGGGGUUUCCCCAUUUGUGACGUAGGGGGAUUUCCACCCACCAGCUCUGUCCUCUCGCAGUUUAACCCAGAGAAAAAGUGAAAGAAACGACGGAGCGGUGUUUGUCAUGUCACAGUCGACGGCGGAGGAGUCACCGAUACGAUUUUCUCUCGAGAUUUCUUUCCCAGAAGAACUUCGGUUAACUCCUGGCUUCCAAAAACAGGCGAAGCACCCGGAAAUGACUCCAUAACCGACGACCCGAUCGCGGAGGAUUUACGAUUCGACGCAGCGACGACCCGCGAAAGCGUAUAAACCGACCAAACUUGCUUUAGUUCUUCUUCGUGCCUGCAAUGAGAAACAUGAGCAUUGGGAACGGCGCAGCGGGAGACCUGGAUCUAGGUGAGUGCAGACGUGACGUCAUUGCGAGAUCUUAUAGAUGAGUACCUCAAAGAGCGGACCAUAAGACUCCCUGGCCCUCCUCCUCCACCGGUGGACCAGGAUAGCCCUCCGGUUGACCCGCCGUCUAGAAGCAGGCAAAGCGCUCCGGUGUUGGUCGCCCGAGGAGCAGCUCCACCAAAUUCAUUCAGCUUUCACCAGACCCCCACGGCACACGCUGAUGGUAUGGCACCGAUGCAUUCCAUGCAGAGACACAAAGCGGCAUCUCAGCGGCGUGGACAGUCAUCUGCAGCGCCCCAGAGUAUUCAGCAGACUGGAACAGAACACCUGGAGCUCUUCCUGGAAAAGCCAGAGCUGGUGGUGGUGGAGCAGCCGAAAGAGCGCGGCAUGCGAUUUCGUUACGAGUGCGAGGGACGAUCCGCGGGCAGCAUCCUCGGAGCCUCCAGCACCGACUCCAGCAAGACCCUGCCUACCAUCAAAAUCCAAGGCCCCAUUGAUAACAUCAAGAAAGCGAUGGUCACCGUGUCUCUUGUGACAAAGGACAUCCCGUACCGCCCACACCCUCACUGCUUGGUCGGGAAAGACUGUGCGGAUGGCAUCUGCGUCAUCCACAUCAAUCCCGCCGGCACUUGUCAACACAGUUUUGCGAAUCUUGGCAUCCAGUGUGUGCGGAGGAAGGAACUGGAUGCCUCGCUGCAGAAGAGGAGGAAUAAGAAUAUCGAUCCGUUUAACACGGGCCACUCUAAGAGCAUUGAGGACAUGGACAUGAACGUGGUGAGGCUGUGUUUCCAGUGUGAGCUGGAGCGAAAGGAUGGAGACCGAAUCCUCCUCGCCCCUGUGGUCUCUAACCCCGUCUAUGACAAGAAGGCGACCACAACGGCAGAGCUGAAAAUCAAUCGGCUUAAUGUUAUUAGAGGCCCCUGCACAGGAAAGACGGAAAUUUAUAUGCUCUGUGACAAAGUGCAGAAAGAUGACAUCGAGAUCAUCUUCAGCAAAGACGACUGGGAGGCCAAGGCGGAGUUUGCCCAGACUGAUGUCCACCGGCAAAUUGCCAUCGUUUUCAAGUCUCCACCCUUCAGGGAGCGGAGUAUAAACGAGGAGGUGGAGGUCAGUGUGUGCCUUCGCCGCAUGUCUGACCGGAUGGACAGCGAGCCGGUCAAGUUCACUUACGUCCCAGAUAAUGCAGAUCCUUACGGAGUCAACCGCAAGAGGAAAAUGAAAUCUGAUGUGAAGUUCAGCGAGCCGUGCAGCGUUCCUCAAAAUCAAGACAUUGGGAUUGAGCUCAGCGUGCCGCAGCAUUUUGACAACCCGUUCUACGCCGCUCCCGACUGUAACGUUCCCAGUGCCUCCAUGCCAGCCUCUGUCAUGGAAGGAGGCGUCCACAUGCCCUCCCAAGUCAUGGAGGAAAUUCACUAUGAUGAAGACUUUAAACAAGAGGACAGUUGCGUUAGCCUGGACCCAGAAACUUUGGACACCGUCCUCCAAGGCAUUACCCAAUGCUUUGCCAGCUUCAGACAAGACCAGUCCCAGCAAGGUUCAGACCAGUUUCUUAAUCAGCUACUGUUUCCAAGCGAGCUCAACUUUGGUUUAGAUGGCACAGAUAUGAAAUUGAACGCCAGUCAGCCUAUGACGAACAUGUCGUCUAUAAACGACGCGCACUUCAGUCAGAUGGUGAAUGAGAAUCAGGCCUAUCCAUUAGAUCUAGACAACAUCGAAGAUGUGUUUCCCCACGUGAAGAGCGAGAAUGAACUGGACCACUGAAUGCCGCCGUGUCUUGCCUAUUAGGACUUUGGACAUGCAGUCGAUAUUGACUAUAAACAAUUUUUGGACUAGCAAAGGACAGACUGAGCCAAGCUUGUUAUCGACUGCCAAACCUGUUCAGCUGGCACUGUCUUUGACUUUCGUGUUUGGUAGUAUGAACAUACUAAUGAAGUAAAUCACCUGCUCAACCGCUGGUCUUGUAAAUGGACUAGACACCAUGGUAGCUAGCUUAAAGGUGGAGAAGCAUCUAGCCAUUGCGUUUUUUUUUUAAAAGGGAGCAACAGAUGCUGCUCAGUUGCAUGUGAUGUGCCAGUUUUGUCUGUUAUUCGCUAAUUUAUUGCGUGGAUUCUGUAGUAUCCUGUAGAUGGUCCCAUACUCAAAUUUACUGUGUGUUUUAUGCGUUGCAUUGUAAGGUGAACAUUUCUGAGCAGUCAAUUCACAGAGGAAUUUCAGUUAGCAGCAUUAAGGGGACAAAGUUUGACGUUUAAACGUAAUUCUGAAGUAGCGGUUGGAUCAAUUGAUGCAAUUCGAAGCAAUCUGACUCCAUGCUCAAGCCAGGUCUGACACCAUAAAAGUGAUUUCAGCAACAACAAAAUCGAAUCCUCUGCAUAUCGGUGGCCGUUUGUAACUCUCAAUCAAAAAUAGUGCUCAAAAACUGAUGUUCGUUGAACUAGUUAGCACUAUGAUAUGCUAUUAGGGGCUGUUCACACGGAACAUGUUUUUCCACUUCAGUGCACUGCUUUUUCAUUGUUUUUAUGUAAACAUGCACAAGACGGAUGUUUGACUGUUGUACUUGUGUACAGCGCAUGACAAAAUGUCCUAAAAGCAUGGUGUUGAAGUUGACACACUGCCUGUGUCUUGUGUGAAUGGAUUCUUAGCUUGCUAAGAAGUCUUACUGAAAGCACAAAGAAAGGGAAAUUAUUAAUUUUAAAAUUUUUGGUUUUGGUAAUUGUUUUAUGCAAUUUAUAUACACUAAUUACCACUUUUUAAUGCAUCAGAGGGGUUUUUGGAUGUGAAGCCCCAUUCCCAAAGAAAUUUAAUUGGUCCAAAAUACUCAAAUUGGUCUUACGUUGUGUAACAUUGUCUGUGUGUGUUUUCUGAUUGGCCCGCUUUGCACAGGAUUUGAUUUUUUUGUUGUUGUUGGGAAUAGUCAGAUUAUCCCUGGAAACGUGAUUCCUGGUUAACGUCAUAAUGCGAGUUUGCAUAGGACACUGAAAUGAAUGUAGUGAAUGAGGUCGGAGGCAAAAACGAUCACAUCAAUAUUGAAGGAAGUUGGGUUCACGAGCGUAACCAUUGGAAAGCAUUUUGUUCUUUUAUACCCAUCUAAUGUCUGUUAUACUGCUGUGAGUUUUAUGGCCUUGUGUAAAAAGUCGCUAUCAAAUAAUGUCAGUCUGCUUCUUAUAGUGUUAUUGCUGUCAAUAUUAAAAUUGUGUGUUCUGGAAAAUAACUCAA